AUGACCGAUCAACCACAGCCCGUCAAGUCAUUCCCCGCCUGCAGCGACAGGCGAUUCAUCAGCCGGGACGCAACGUAUCGCUCCCUAUUCUCCAACGUCAUCAAGAAGCCCAACUGUGACCUCACCUACGAGGGAUACCUUCGGGCCAUCCAACUCUACGGUCGGGAAUCCCGCAUAACAUCCUGCCAGACAUCCCACCACUUCAGCCGCUGGGUCGACAACUACCCAGACGUACACCGCGUUUUCCGGAGGCAAGCCAAAGCAGACGGCUACGACCCAGCCACAGGCGCCUCAGCUCCGUGGCAAGGCCUGCACUUCCCGUCUGGAAACAUCGGCCGGGACUACCCCGAAUACGCGGUAGAAGACCAGGGCACCUACGGAGUCAGGGUCCACGAGAGACACGACCGAGAACCCCCGCACACCCCGAGACACCGAAGAACCGUGGUCCGCAUCCCAGACACGAGAUACCUCCGCGAGAACGACUCCCCCACGCACGACUCCGACGCAUUCGCUGAGAAUUCCGAGGGCCUAUCCCCCAUCACCGAAGAACGAACCCCCGAGGCAGACACCACCAGCAUGCCCCGGCAGCCCCGAGACAGAGCGGGCAAGUUCGUGUCCACCCGCACCGGCGGAAGACUACGGGGAAACCGCAAGCCCAAGGACGGCGAUGUCGCCGGCAACAUGAUGGGGCUCGCCGAGAUGGCCCACGUCCUUUCCGAAGCCGUGAACGCGCUCACCCAACCGGAAGUCUCCGAGGAGACCGUGGAGGAAGCCCGAGCCGAACUCCGCAGCCUGGGCGGCGCCAAUAGCAUUGGGGAGUUCCUCGACUGGGUAUACGCCAAAUACGACGGCACGCGGGAGUCCGACAAACCGGCCACGCCCACGUUCGGGUCCAGACUCAAGAGCAGCAACAAGUCGAACCGUGUCUCCCGCAACUUCAACGACACGCCAAUUCCAUUCGACACCAGCCGUGACCGAGGCGAACCCCGCGGUGACAAGAGAGGCCGGGACAACACCCACGAUGGCGACGAAGACGAGGACGACGACCUCUCUCGGCUGAUCAAGGUCCGCGCGGUGGCCAGCGAGGUUGCCGCCGCUGCCCGGGAGAGAAAGUUCCCCAGCGGCUGCGUCAUCCUCGAGGAACGCUUCCGAGCCGAGGGCGAAUCAUACCAGUGUUUCUGGCUGAUCUCCGCCGACCAGGCCAUGCUGUUCCCCAACGAGACCUGCGCAACCGGCUUCAGCAUCGGGCUCAAGCAAGUCCGGGAAGAAUCCGGGAAGAACCUGUCUCUGUCUGACGCAGCCCGCCUGCUGGAAAUUGACGACGAUUUUGUGCUGACCAUGGACCUCACCAUCCACAAACCGCUGACCGCUGACCCCGCCGUGCCGUCACUCAUCCAGGCCGUCGCACAAGAACCCAUGUUUACCGACCCAGACACCGCGCUGCCGCACUUCCGGAGGGCGGCCAGACGAGCAAGAGCCGCGGGCCACCGAGUCACCAACGCCACCGCCGUCGUGGCCUUGCGCCCUGAGAUCCAGGAAUCCCACCGCUUCGCCCGAGGAAUGCCGCAGGCCAUCGAGGCAUCGCAAAACGGCCGGUUCUGGUUCCCCUACACUAGAAUUGACAACGUCGAGGCGGCCCAGAUCCUCUCCUCCAGAGAGCAGAAGCAGUACACGUGGUCACUGUACAAGACCAUGGCCGCACCUGGCCAGGAAAACGAGGACGGUGAAGAUGAAGGCGAAGGAGAGGACGAAGGCGAAGCCUAA
Messenger RNA from Fusarium keratoplasticum, 1764 nucleotides. RefSeq lists its product as uncharacterized. The transcript has a single exon. Lineage: Eukaryota; Fungi; Ascomycota; Sordariomycetes; Hypocreales; Nectriaceae. The coding region runs from base 1 to 1764 and encodes 587 amino acids. The record is from RefSeq and is a predicted model, not a curated record.